Molecule: messenger RNA, 6292 nt
Organism: Papilio polytes (common Mormon)
Lineage: Eukaryota; Metazoa; Arthropoda; Insecta; Lepidoptera; Papilionidae
Gene: enc
Exons: 29
Coding region: 996-4799 (1267 amino acids)
Molecular function (GO): nucleic acid binding
Source: RefSeq, a predicted model, not a curated record
GUCAAAAGUACAUGUCAUUCACAUCAUUUUAUUUUGUGAAAUCUAAAAUCGAGUUGAUUUUGUGUAAAAUAUUCAAAGGUGGUGGCACUGGACAUGUGCAGCUCCGUUUUCCGGACCAUUGUGUUGAAAAACUGAUUAUUGAGUGGCAACUUAUAGUUUUGUGUUAUUGUAUGGUCAUCAAAAUUUCACAUAAUAUUAUUUUUCUAUAGAUUUCUUCGACUUUAUUGCUUAUGUGUUAAAAUUGAGGGAGAAAUGUGUUUUACUGGAUACACACGGGACAUUAUGUGACUGUCCAUAUCUUUGUAGUGUUCAGUGAUUGGUUUUCUAUUUUGGACUGAAUAUGGGGCUAAAUUUAUAACGGGAUAUUGUACUUUUGUGAUGAAUUACAUCCGAGAGGAGUAGAAAUUGCAUAUAUGGAUUCGAGGAUAGUGAAGAAGCAUCGCAUAAAAGUAGUGUCGAGCUGCUCGUACCAGUCUUACAGCGUUUUGGAAUAAUCCAAAAUAUCUGCUAACGAUACCGAACAAUGUGCUCCGUCAAGCGCCGUCCACUUCAACCGAAAACUGAUUUGAACUCUAGCAAGAACCCCAGAGUAGUUAAACCACAGAUUAAAAAGAAUUCCAAUCUGACGAAUCAAAAUAAAAAAAAGAAAAACCACGAGCUUAAAAACAUUACAGCUACACCCACCCUGUGUUCUUCGGAAAUCGAAAUUUAAGGACAAUCUAACUUUUUUAACUGACAACAGUUUUCCCGUCGACAUCUGGGAGUUUUAGAUUUUUUCUGAACAAAAGCUUUAACUAGUGUUUUUGGACGAAGAUUCUAAAUAAAAAAAAAUAGUUGCCUUCUAAUUGUAGUACGUAGUGUCUAUACCUUCGUUGGUCCAACACCUUUAAUGUGUAAAUGUAAUUAUAGUUCCCAGUGAAUGAUGUAUUGAUGUGUGAAAUUAUACGAUUAUUUUAGAGAAGUCAUAUACUGAAUACUAAUAUAAAGGGUACACAAUGGAGAAGUCUGAGGUAGAAAAGAUCUGCCUUGACGAUGGGCCGCUUAGUAGGAGCCGGAGUUUCAAAACGAAGCAACUGGUGCGUAGCCAGGCGAUACGUGAGUCCCAGUCGCCGCCGCACACGUCGCCGGCGCACGGCCGCGCGCCGCGGUGCGUUCCUAGCGCCAGCGGGGACGCCAGCGACACCUCCAGCCCCGCCAGCGACAUCGGCAGCGAUGAUAGGAAGAAACAUGUUGAGAUACAGAUAAGUGGUGGUGGAUGGGAGUGCGAGCAGUUGGAGCAACGGCAACGCGCGCAGUUGUGGCCGGGCCGCGCGCCCGACCUGCUCUCCUACAACCCGCGCGUUGCUUGCGUGUGCGGCGCCUGCGGGGCCUGCCCGCAAUGCAAAGGUCGGCGACGGAAACCGGUGUGCCCGAAGCAGGACUCCGGCAUCGUCUGUUCCGAUGAAUGCCCGGAUUGUUCAGAUUCAGAGCAGACAGGGAGUCCCAAGGAGGUUCCGAAGAAAUCAGCUAGUCUUGAGGCUGAUGACACUUAUUAUUGCAGGUGUCCGGAGAGGAAAGAGAAACCCAGGACUAUUUUAUUAAAUAGAACUGAUUCUGACGAUAAAUUGGAGCCAACUGGACCUGAGCUGGUGGACUUCAUCAAGGAGACACUGAACAAGAAUUCACGGGACAGACUGACGCUGCUCAAGAUUGAGAAGGAGCUGCAUAAUCUGGUCAAUGAUACGGGUCGUUGCAUAGUGCGGUUCCCAGUGAUGACGUCAUACGGGCGCAUGCUGGUGCACCGCUGCGCCGCGCUGUUCCAGCUGUCGCAUCACAUCGACCAGAACAACAAGACCUGCGUCAUGGUCUCCAAGACUGGCACGAGCGGCGGCCGCAUACCGUGCACUAAUUUCAAGGAGUGGUGCACUACCGUGUUCCCCCCCAGCCCGCAGCACCGCCGUGAUGAUACCCUCGCCAAGUCGAUAUUGAAGCGUUCGUCUGCAGCGGGCGAGGAGGCGUGCGGCGCGGCGGGGGGCGCGGCGCGCAGCAAGUCACUGGAGCAGCGCGAGCGCGAGUACGAGCGCGUGCGCAGGCGCAUAUUCAGCUCGGAUAAUUGUACGCAGGACGAGACGCAGUGGCCGUGGCUCGCCACCGGACCUGUUAAACUUCUGACCUCCGAGGGACGCAAUAAACUUAUUAAAGUGCAGUCCCUGGAGAGCCGCGGCGGGGAGAGCGCGCGGCGCGGCGCCGUCUCCAAGAGUCAUAGCUUCGGCGGGUACGCCGCGGAGCCCCCCAACACGCGCCUGCUCAGCAAACAAGGUGACCUCGCGUCGAGCAGUUGGCGACUGUCUCCCUCCAGCUCCGGCUACAAGACGCUCAGCUUAAGGAGCACCGACUCUGUCACACCUUCGCCUACAGGCGGCGCGAGCCCGGAGCCGGGUGCUUUGGGCGCUAUGGGUGCUAUGGGCGCUAUCGGCGGUGUGGGCGCGAUGGGCGGGGAGGGCGCGGAGUGCGCGGAGGGCGGGACCCUCGUGUGGGCAGUGACAGACCUGGCCGCAGUACCUCCCGGCGCCCUCGUCAUACACCCACAGACUGGUCGUCCGCUGACGAACCCCGACGGCAGCGUGUACCACUUCGACCCCGCCAACCCGCCGAUAGUUCACGACACAGGAGUCUUCCUGCACAACGAACAGUACAAGAUCGAUCCCAAUAACGAGAAGAGAAGAGGCAGGUUAGAAAAACAACACUCCUUUAUGGACAAUGAAUGCGAGUGCCAAUCGGAGGAGUGCCGCACCAAGUGCUGCUGCGAGUGUCGCCGGCAGGACAGCGCUGCCAACACUAAUGAUGCUCCAGCACUUGAGGAGAAAACAAUCUCUGCCCCUCCUAGUCCGAGUAAAAGUCUACAGAAACAAACCAUCGAUAACGAUAAUUCACAAAUUGAUAGCAAUCAAUACGAGCCAACCGAUAUGGUUAACAAUCAACCAACCAACCAAUACGAACACCAAAACGAAUUUCAACCAUCAGCCAACCAGUACGAGCAAAAAGAAUUUCAGCCAUCAACUAACCAAUAUGAACAUCAGAAAGAAUUUCUACCAUCCCCUAUUCAAUACGAACAUCAGAAAGAAUUUCAACCAUCAAUCAACCAAUAUGAGCACCAAAAAGAAUUUCAACCAUCAACCAACAAAUACGAAAAUCAGAAAGAAUUUCAACCAUCAACCAACCAAUAUGAGCAACAAAAAGAAUUUCAGCCAUCAACCAACAAAUACGAACAUCAGAAAGAAUUUCAACCAUCAACCAACCAAUAUGACCACAAAAAAGGAUUUCAACCCUCUAUCAAACAAUACGAGCACCAAAAAGAAUUUCAACCAUCCCCUAUGCAAUAUGAUCACCAAAAAGAAUUUCAACCAUCAACCAACCAAUAUGAGCAACACAAAGAAUUUCAACCAUCUACUAUUCAGUAUGAGCAUCAAAAAGAAUUUCAACCGUCAGUCAACCAGUACGAGCAAAAAGAAUUUCAACAGCCAAACAACCUAUAUGAACACCAGAAAGAGUUUCAACCGUCAACAAACUUAUACCAAAAAGAAUUUCAUCAACCGAUCAACCAAUACGAGCAAAAAGAAUUUCAUCAACCAACCAACCAAUAUGAACAAAAAGACUAUCAUCAUCAAACCAACCAAUACGAGCAAAAAGAAUUUCAUCAACCAACCAACCAAUAUGAGCAAAAAGAUUAUCAACAUCAAACCAACCAUUACGAGCAAAAAGAAUAUCACCAACAAGCAAACCAAUACGAGCAAAAAGAAUAUCAUCCACGAUCAUAUGAGGCACAAAAAAUUUAUGAUCCAAAUGAAAGUCCGAUGUCGAUGUCCAACGUGGUUUAUCCUUCGCCGAUGCCGCAAGGUUACCCCUACGUCAAUCAAUGCAGAAUGGAUGCGCCGCUGCAGCCGGUGUACCCGCAGCUGAUGCCGCUGGAGGAGCACAAGCACGCCGGCGACAACACAUUCCGCAUCGAUCCGAGUUACCCGUACGCGGCGGACUUCAGUGCAGCGUGCGGGGCGUGCGCGGGCGCCGGCGCCUGCGACCCCGCCAUGCAACAACCUCCUCGCGGUUACAACAUGCCGUACGGGCAAGUGGAGAUGCAGCAGUAUCCUGUCGGCAACGUAUUAGUUCCCCAGCAAGUACAGCACUAUCCUAUCGGGUACGGCGAGGCGGUGCAGUGGGGCGUGCAGCCGCAGCCCAAGCUGCUGGUGCAGGAGCUGUACCCGGUCGUCUACCCCAACGUCUACCCGCAGUACAACGUCGUCUAUCCACCGAAUCCAAUAAUGGUAAGAAACCGAAUCUUACGAACAUUAUUCAAGUUUAGUACUAUAUUAAAAUUGUUAAGUUUUAUCACAGUACAGAUGUUAUUGUAUUUAUUUGUCAGGCGGCCGGCAGAAGACACGCAGCUGACUUCGGCUGCCCGCGCUAUCGUUAACUCGAUACGGAGUAUACAAGCACGGAAUAAUUACCAUCACGACGGUCGUCGUAGUUUUGACUACAGUAAUCAGUACCGCGAGCGCGGCCGCAGACACGACAGGGAAGAUAAAGAUAAACCCCCCUUCAAGAAAGCGGACACAUUUGAUGGCAAGCCUGAAGGAGAGAGGAGAUUCGAUGGCAUACCACGGAACAGGAAUUUCAACCCGCUGCCAUUUCAGUACAGACCCCCGUAUUUACUGAGACAGAUGUCACCCGGCGCUUGGUGCAGGCGAUCACCUGGACCAGUACAUCCAGUUUUAGGCCAUCCGAGGCGACCGCAUCCGGACACGAGGAACGGCAGGCGUUAAACCAUAACUUAUCUGAAAAACAUACAAACAUUAACCUGCAAACAUAUCCCUGCCCGUACAGCGGAGUACACGACACACAGACAAAUUAUAUAUGUAUAUUUGUACACAAAGUCAUUGUAAAAACGUAUACAAAAAGUACAGCAUUGUACACAAAAUAUAUAAAUAAAUAUAGUCUUUAAAUAUUUUUGAAGUCAAUAGUAAUUAGAGUAGUGAAGUAGAAUACAAUAAUAUUAAAAAUAUCAUAUAUACUAAAAUAUUUCCUUCUAUGUGUUUUGGUGAAAUAACAAUAAUAAAUACAGUACAUAAAAAUUAGGUAUAAUUUGUUUCUCAUCUGAUUUUUUUUUUCUAAUUUUAAUUUAUUUAUGAUAUAUUUCGAUUUACUAUGUGCAGUCCGCUGUACGGAUUUUCAUUGGAAUAUCAAUAAAACGCAUACACUUAUUUUUCAGUCAUUUUACAGUACAAGUUAUUUCACAAUUUUAUUUGAAUGAGACAACUUAUUAGUUUUGAUAUUCUGAAUUGUAGUCACUUUAAUUUCCAAUCAGGACUCGCGAUGUGAAAUAUGUUAGUGUGGGUUUUCAUCGUCAGAUACACUGUUAGAAACAUUUUCAUUGCUCAUUGUUUUUGUUUAAUCUGAGACAUGUUUUAAUAUAGUUUCGUCAGUGAAAACUCAGAGAAAACAAAAUGGCGGAAAUUGAAUACGUUCACAUCUCACACCUGUGUUUAAAUUACAGUUUAAAAUAAAAUUAUAAUGAAAAAUAUAGAUGUGAUUAAAUAGAAUAUCUUUCAGGCUUCAAAUUCUUCGCUGCUCCCGUACAAAAUAUAUUUCUAGAUGUAAGUAGAAGGAAUCUUCGGACAUGACAAGAUCUCAAGAUAAAACGCGAACUAGUCAUUUUUUUUUAAAUAAAACACAAUGCGAAGCAUUUAGACUUAGUUUUUUUUAAUUUAGUUUUCGGAUAUCCGCAAGCUUCCUUCCGCUGUUACGGACAUCGAUCUGUUAUUCCUUAUUUUUUAUAAGUUUUUCAAAUUGAAAAAACGUGAAUUUAAACGGUAUAUCUUAGAUGAUUUUCUAACGGAAUUAGGGUUAUACAGAUGUCAAAAGACUACUAAAUCUUAAAUCUCCGCUUUGACAGUUGUCACGCGGUGUUGCCAUUUGUUUUUAAAUAAUACUCCGUAUAGUGUUCUAAUUCACGUUUUUCAAAUAUUGUGAUGUUUGUUAAUUAUUUUAUAACUAAGUUUAUCUCUUGCGUAAGGUAGUUGGUAAUUUUGUUUAACCGCAAAUGUAAAUUUAACUUUACUUAAGUAUUAUUUAAUAACCUCUUAUUAAGUUAACAGAAUAUGUCAACAUUGUAAUUUUGUAUUUACAUUUGCGUUUGAACAUAAUAUAGUUAACUACGAAGCGGCGUUGUACAAUUAAGUUAUUGAAAAAUAAUUAUUUUUCGGUUAAACUUAAAAUUUACGUAAAUCGUAAGUGUAACUUAAAAUAUUUUAGGAGU